CUCUCCAGGGAAUCGCAGAGAUGAAGGUUCUGGUCCUCACCCUCUUCUGCCUCCUCCUUGCAGAGAAUGAAGCCAAAAGGUUUGAUAAAUGUGAACUGGCUAAGAGUUUGAAACAGAAGGGGUUGGAUGGCUAUCAUGGCAUCAGCCUGGCUGACUGUGAGUUUGCUCUUCCUUUCGCUUCAUCUUUGCAAUUUCUGGUGUUUUAAGGGCAAAGCUGAAAUGGGGACUUCUUUUCGGGAAAAGGUUCACACACCCUGCUGCCCAUCAAAAUGUCCCAACUUUCAUUUGUUGUUUGUGCAAAUUUCUAUUUAAGGCGGGGGGGGGGGUAGACGUUACAGACAGCUUCCGUAGUGAACAUUAAAAGAAAGUUUUUGAAUUAUUCUUUGUUUCAAAAUGCUGCAACUUUGACAAAAAAAAAAAGUGCACACAGAGCGUAUACCCAAAUUGUAGCCCUUUUCUUGUCCACUUUGUUCCAGGGGUCUGUACUGCUUUUUAUGAAAGCAGAUUUGACACCAGUGCCGUUGGGCCACCAGACUCCCAUGGCAACCGUGACUAUGGAAUCUUUCAGAUAAGCAGCCGCUGGUGGUGCGACAAUGGACAUCGCCCAACAGAAAACGUGUGUAAAACCUCCUGCAAUGGUAAGCAACUUGAUACUGCAGGGAUUGCUAGCUCCCACUUCUUUAAUUCAGUUCACAUUUGAAGGUGAAUCUACCUAAUUUGCACUUUCUGAAAUAAUACACGGACAAACACACUGCACAUUCUUCAAAACUCACACUUCUAAUCUUGCAAUGCCCUUCUCAAGCCAACUGCAUUGGGCACAGUAUGCCUACAAAUAGAUAUAUUUACAAAAAUUACAUACAAAAGUACAUUAGAUUACAAAAAAUUGCAUACAAAGCUGUCAUUCAGGAGAAUUUCACACUAAAAAACUGCUGAAAUUACAUGAAGACUUUUUAAAGAAAGAAAUCCCCAACCUCCCUCCCUCCACCCCCAGGUGUCUCUGUCCAGCUCUCAGGACUGUCCUUAGUCAGUGGUCCCCAAUGUUUUUGGUAUGGUGACCGACAAAUCCAAAUUUGCAAGACAUGGUGACUACAGAUUUAUUGUCAAAUGAAUUUUGGACCUUAGGACUUCCAUAAAUGCUGGUACCAUUAUCUUAAUAAAUUUUAAAAUGUGUCUCCCACACUUCUCUCUUCCUGUGCCCCCAUCUUUGUUGAAUUUGUGAUGAACUUUUAAUGACAGACUUAAUAAUAAAAAUUAAAACUACAUAAUGAAAUUCAAAAUGUUUCACAUAGUAUAGGUUCCAUUUAUUCAUUUGAGUUAAAGCCAUUGGAGUGAGCACAGGAAAAAUUGUAGAGAGUACAGUCAUUGCUGCUUUCCUCCCCCCCCCCCCCACUUCAUGUUUACCAUGGGAAGCCAGCUGUGCGCUGUUUGUCCUGACUGUGCCACUAAAUAUUGUUUUUACAUGCAAACAUACACACUGGUACUGCUGUUGUUGAAUAACACCAGCGAGUACUCCUUGUACCAGGAAAAUCUAUACAAGGUAGCCAGACAAUACUAUUGCAUACACACAGAGCACACACCUAAUCAUCAUCAUCAUCAUCAUCAUCAUUUAUUUAUACCCCGCCCAUCUGGCUGGGUUUCCUCAGCCACUCUGGGCAGCUUCCAACAAAAGAGUUAAAAUACAUUAAAACAUUAAAAGCUUCCCUAAACAGGGCUGCCUUCAGAUGUCUUCUAAAAGCCUGGUAGUUGUUGUUCUCUUUGACAUCUGGUGGGAAGGCGUUCCACAGGGCAAGUGCCACCACCGAGAAGGCCCUCUGCCCCGUUCCCUGUAGCUUUGCUUCUCACAGUGAGGGAACCGCCAGAAGGUCCUCAGAGCUGGACCUCAGUGUCCGGGCAGAACAAUGGGGUGGAGACGCUCCUUCAGGUAUACUGGACUGAGGCCGUUUAGGGCUUUAAAGGUCAGCACCAACACUUUGAAUUGUGCUUGGAAACGUACUGACACAUACAGACCACAGACAUACAGACAAGUUUUGUGUCUCUUGCUCCACCUUAUACUACACAGAUAUACAAUCACUCAGAUAUGCCUCUCUCUCUCUGCUCAGGCGCUUGUCUUCCUCUCUCUCAUGCACCACACGUGCAAGCGUGCAUCCCCCUGCCCUCACCAGCAGCGUAGUGUGGGUUGCCGCCCCCUCCCUGGUUGGGGCGGGGGCCAGGGGGUGGCACGCAGAGCCCCCAGAGGGUGGACGGAGCCCACCCCCAGCAGGCUCUUUGACUGCUGCCUCCAUCCACCUGCCCACCAGACCAACCUGCCUGCCGCUGUGACUCAGCUGCCAGGGCUCGGUGCCUGUCAUGGGGAUCUUCUUUUUCUUCUUCUUCUUCUUUCGCUUCUUCUUCUUCUUCUUCUGUGGCAAUCACUCGUAGCCGAGUAAGAUUGUCUACCAUAAACAUGGUUUUAACAGUGAAUUGUAGAGGCCAAUUCUGGAUCCACACAUCCUUCCACAGGGGGGACAUUGGUUUCUGGGCAGGAGUUGAUCACGGUGAGGAUUGGCCAAGCGUGCCUUCCUCUUAGCACGUUUCUCCCUUGUGUCCUGAGUUCGAGUGUCUUCAAAGCCCAGGACACCUUUGGUCAAGGCUGGUCUCCAGCUGGAGCGCUCACAGGCCAGUGUUUCCCGAUUGUUGCCUGCUGCUGUGCCUCAGCUGCCAGGUCUCGGUGCCUGUCAUGGGGAUACCUGAUUGCACACCCUCAAAAAUGUGUGCUGGGGCGAUGACCCCUCUGGCUCCUCCACGCUACACCUCAGCCCCUCUCACACACACUGCCCUCUUCCCCUCAGACCACACAUACAUGUAACCCCUUUUUCUCACUUGCACAAAACAACAUGUAAAUCUGUCCCUCCCUUCUUCCAUCACACACACAUCACAAAUACAUCUCUCCCACCUCCCUCACACAACUUGCACAUCUCUCUCGCAGUCACACACACAUUACUUGAGCGCUAAUAUCCCAAUUCUAAAAAGCAUCUUCAUAGGGCUAAAGAACCACCUGCCAGCAGCGCCACCUAGUGGGCAGCAACACCCCUUACCAUCCGAGGAGACCUCUGCCUCUCCUUUACUUCUCCAACCCUUUUAAAAACAAAACAUCCCAGCACAAGGCAAAGGAGGCACCUGCUUGUGGCUGGUGGAUAGCAGAAUCCUGAUUGUGCCGGGGCAGCCCUGCUGCUCCUCCCCAUCGCACCCCUUCCAUUUAGUCUUACUUAUCAUGGGACAAACAAGGCACUCACUGCUUGCUGGCCAGGGAUCACUGUACAUCUCCUUCCUUCCUUUCAUUUUAUUUCAAGUAAUCUGGAGGCAGGCAGCUGUGUGAAGAAAGGUCCUAGCACUCCUUACCAAAGUAUUCCAACGGGGGGGGGGGGAGCACUGAAGAACUUGACCCACUUCAGCUGGUUUGGCUGCCCACUUGCAGGUCGGGACCCACAGGCUGGGAAACAUGGCCCUAGGCCAUGACCUUGAUGUUUGAUGCCUGCUUGAAUCUAAGGCUCUGGCUCUGGGAGAAGGCAGACCCCCUUUGGGGUGUUGACGCUGUGUGCCCCUUCAUGGCAGGCCCAGGUUGUAGAUAUGUGUAAGUAAACCAUAUAAUAUUGGUCAAGCUGGCCCCCUCCAAGGAUGCAGGUCUGGGGGUGGGGUGCAAUAUUGUGCCUCUCCACUCUGGUUCAGAGUGGCUCGCAUCCCACCAGGCCAUCAGCGUGUUCCCCAGACCACAGCUCCUUACCCAGGGUUCGAGGGACAAGGAGGGUGUUGAUGCAGGGCAGAAGAGGAGGCAGCCAUGGGCAAAGCCAUGGGGGGCAGGGAGGCAGAAAGAAAGACUGAACUAACUGACCAAUCACGUCCAAAAAAUGGAACUGCUGUGUCCUUGACCUCUGACAUUUGACCUCUAACCCUCUAAUUCAGGCUUGGAAUUGGAUGGACCUCUAGGAAAAGGCAUUCCACAGUUCAGAGGCAGCCUCUGCAACCUUGGGGGGGGGUGUAUUAUGGGGUUUGCAUUUUAGGAAUCCCAAGUAACCUCCUUUGCUUUCUGACAAAUCUUUGCCAGCAUUCUUAAAUGAUGACAUCACAGAUGAUAUCAAAUGUGCCAAGAUGAUUGUCCUUGACCCCAACGGGAUGGGUGCCUGGUAAGUGCUAAUAUCUCAGUGCUUGUAACAUUCAAUACCUGCCAAGUUUUCUGUUCACAUAACUGUGUAGAGGAAGGUGGUUUCACUUGACUGUUGUACAGCUGGCAGCUAAAGAUCCUUCCCCAAUAGGCACUGACACGGGCUAAAGAUGCUUCCUUAAAUGUACAGCCAGUAGUGCCCCCACUGCCCUGGGACCCUGCUGCCCUUCUCCACUUCCUCUGAGUAACUGGCAGCAUGACAUGGUGCUGGGAAGCCAGGAAAAGACCGCAGCCCCACCCGCAUCACAAAGCCAGCCACUACCAUGUGCAGCAAACACUUGGGUGGCUGGUGGCGACUAGGAGCUGUUAGUAGUUGUCUUGGUGGGGAUUUAAGGACAUGAUUUGGCAACUGAGCCAAUGUGGAGUAGUGGCAAGAGAGGACCUGGGAGACCAGAGAUCAAAUCCUGACUCAGCCAGGAAGUUCACAGGUUGACAUUGAGUCAGUCACUGUCUCACAACACAGCCUACAGUGUUUUUCUAAGGGGAAGAAGCAUGUAUGCCACCUUGAGCUCCUUGGAGAAAAGGUGGGGUAUGAAUGUAGUAAUAAAUAAAUUGGAAUGCAGGAAAGGAGGAGACAGUCUGAGUUCUGUCAUGGGCUGGAGCGAAGUCCUGGGGCAGAUGGUUCACUUCCCAAGUUUGCUUGGAGGUUCUUUCACAGAAGGCUAUCAAUGCUUAGCAGCCACAAUGACUCUGUUCCACCUCCAUUGUUAGGCACAAUAUGCCUCUGAAUGUGCUUUUCACUCACUGGAUCAUCACCUUGUCGUGGUGUAGAAUCAUAGAAUCAUAGAGUUGGAAGAGACCACAAGGGCCAUCGAGUCCAACCCCCUGCCAAGCAGGAAACACCAUCAGAGCACUCCUGACAUAUGGUUGUCAAGCCUCUGCUUACAGACCUCCAAAGAAGGAGACUCCACCACACUCCUUGGCAGCAAAUUCCACUGUCCAACAGCUCUUACUGUCAGGAAGUUCUUCCUAAUGUUUAGGUGGAAUCUUCUUUCUUGUAGUUUGGAUCCAUUGCUCCGUGUCCGCUUCUCUGGAGCAGCAGAAAACAACCUUUCUCCCUCCUGUGGGCUUGCAUGUUCCUAUGACCCUUGGGAGCGAGGCAAUCAGGAGUCUCGUACUCCCAGCAGGGUCCCCCAAGGCGGUAGGGUCAAAGGGGAGGAGCUAGACAAAGAAUGAUCCAAGAAGUCCUCAGUGGCAGGACCGUGAAACUGGAAGCCCCUAGUCAUGAACCGGCACAUGGGAGGUGGAUACAGAUUCAGUUGCUCAGACUCAAGGAAUGAGGCAGUUGAGCAGCUCGACAGCUGUAUCCAUGACUGAGCAGUAACGUUCCAUGGGAUGGGAUGGGAAGCAAAAUUUUGCUAGAAGGGCACCAUGGGCUGUUAAUAGGUAGACUUCCUGUUGACUGCUUAAACUGAUCAUCAGCAUGAACAGGAAGAAUGACCCUGCAGCUGACACAAAUGCCUCUCUUGGAAAUGUUGUGGAGCUUUUAAAGAAGAUCCACCUCACUUGUAGUUAGUUAUCCAAGCAACAGUCAUGUGGCUUCCUUUGCUUCAUUUUUUGCUCUUAUUCUGACUUUUAGGGUUUCUUGGAGGGAACAUUGCAAAGGACAAGAUCUCUCAGGGUGGACAAAAGAUUGCAAUCUCUGAGUUCCAUGGUCCUGAAUGAAUUCCAGCAUUUCUCUUGAGAUCCCCUUUGAUGAAACGUCUACCUACUGCCAUAUAAUCAAGAUCCAGCUGCUUCUUUCUGGGCUAGCAUUUGCAUGUUGUGCCCCACCCCAUGGUGGAGGGAAAUGGCCCUCUUUCUAGAUGAGGGAAAGUGAUUAUUAUUUUUAAGUGUGUCUGGGGUGGUGAGUCAUCUUGCUUUGGAUUGAGAGCUUCUCUGCUUGAAAAUCUUCAAUAAACUGAACAUAAACAAAA
Molecule: messenger RNA, 6114 nt
Organism: Podarcis lilfordi (Lilford's wall lizard)
Lineage: Eukaryota; Metazoa; Chordata; Lepidosauria; Squamata; Lacertidae
Source: the annotation of a GenBank genome assembly